Messenger RNA from Gaeumannomyces tritici R3-111a-1, 1770 nucleotides. RefSeq lists its product as hypothetical. The transcript is spliced from 2 exons. Gene Ontology annotation, molecular function: hydrolase activity, hydrolyzing N-glycosyl compounds. The record is from RefSeq and is a predicted model, not a curated record. NCBI's taxonomy places the organism in Eukaryota, Fungi, Ascomycota, Sordariomycetes, Magnaporthales, Magnaporthaceae. The coding region runs from base 145 to 1659 and encodes 504 amino acids.
GUGUAAUAUCAUGUGUGUCAAACGAUGAGCUCGGGCUAAGAUUGACAACAACUCGGUACCAAAAUUGAAGAUUGUGAAGCAGCGAUCGCACCAAGCAACCCUCACAAACUGAUUCUCGCGCCUACGCCGCGAACUUGUCACAAAAUGGCUUCAACCGCGAGCCGCCUACAAACCUACCCGUCCAAGCCGCGAGUGUUCAUCAUCUCGGACAUAUCAAACGAACCCGAUGAUGCUGAGUCCCUCUGCCGCUAUCUGCUCUAUUCCAACCAGUUCGACACAGAGGGCCUCGUGGCCUGCACGUCGACAUGGAUGAGGACAAAAGUCUGUCCACAGGACAUGAUCAAGAUUAUCAACGCCUACGCCGGCGCUGUGGACAACCUAAACAAGCACACACACCCCAACUUUCCCUAUCCGAGCGCUGAACACGUCCGCAGCCUCGUGCGAUCUGGGCCUCCUGUAUAUGGCAUGACAGCCGUAGGCGACGACAUCCCCAUAAGCGAGGGCGCCAAGCUGCUCGUGUCCCGGAUCGAGGCGGCCUUGGACCGGCCCCUGUGGGUACUAUGCUGGGGCGGCGCCAACGUGCUCGCGCAGGCGCUCCUAUCGAUCCGCAACACCCGCCCGGCUGCCGAGGCCGCGGCGCUCCGGGCGCGGGUGCGCGUGUACGCCAUCUCGGACCAGGACGACAGCGCGGGCUGGAUCCGGGCGCAGUUCCCGGACGUCUUCUACAUAGCGUCCGUCCACGCCUGGAACCAGUACGGCAUGGCGGCCUGGACCGGCAUCUCGGGCGACCGCUACUACGGCUUCGACUCGGGCGGGCCCGACUUCGACAAGGUGACCAAGGAGUGGAUACGCGAGCACAUUCAAAUUGGGCCCCUAGGCGGCGCGUACCCGGACUACAUGUUCAUUCCCGAAGGUGAUACGCCGACCUUCCUCUACCUGAUUCAGAACGGGCUGGGUGUGCCCGAGCACCCCGAGUAUGGGUCCUGGGGCGGGCGGUACGGACUGGUGGACGGGGCGCAGCGGGCCAGCGGCCAUUACGCCGACGAGGCCGACGUGGUGGUGGGCAAGGACGGGCGCAGACACACGUCGAGCCAGGCCACAAUCUGGCGGUGGCGCGACGCCUUCCAAAACGAUUUUGCGGCGCGCGUGCGCUGGACCAUGGCCCCAGACUUUAGCGGCGCCAACCACGCGCCCGUCGUGUACAUCGGGGACGACCCCGGGCCGGCGCCGGUGCUGCUCGAGGCCGAGGCCGGCACGACCCUGACGGUGGACGCGAGCAGGACGUACGACCCGGACGAGGGCGACGACGGGCUGGCGUUCAAGUGGUGGCACUACCGCGAGCCCAGCGCGACGCAGUGGGCGACGCACUUCGAGGUCGAGCCGCUGGGCAUCCGCAGGGUGGACGGCGAGGGCAGGGUUGUGGAGGUGACGCUGCCGCCGGCCGAGAAGUGCUGCGUGCAGCUCAUCAGCCGCGAGCCCAUGGCCAGGGGCCAGCUGCUGCAUCUGAUCCUGGAGGUGACGGACAGCGGGACGCCGGCGCUGACGACGUACAGGCGGAUCAUGAUCCAGACCACCAACAAGGAGCUGAAGGGCGGCGGCGGCGGCGGGGCCGAGGCUGUGGGGGAUGCCAUAAAGGCGAUGGUGGAGAGUCAGUCAUGAGGAGGCAAAGGAUUCCAAUGUGGGCGGGGAUGGGGUCCACAUGUGGGGCAGGGUCUAGACGCGGCGAACUUGGGGUCCUGCCCAAUUUGGAAAUCAUAACCACCAGACCGC